AUGAGCAGCAAAAGAGAAGAAGAAAAAAAUGAAAAGAUUAUUAGGGGUCUAAUGAAGCUCCCGCCUAAUCGCAGAUGUAUCAACUGCAACAGCUUGGGUCCUCAGUAUGUGUGCACAAAUUUUUGGACAUUUGUUUGCCUCAUAUGCAGUGGCAUACAUCGUGAGUUUACGCAUCGCGUUAAGUCUGUUUCAAUGGCCAAGUUUACUUCUCAAGAGGUGGAUGCACUUCAGAAAGGCGGUAAUCAGCGUGCAAGGGAACUGUUUUUGAAGUCCUGGGACCCGCAAAAGCAGAGGCUUCCAGACAAUAGCAAUGUUGAUAAAGUUCGUGAAUUUAUCAAGAAUGUUUAUGUUGAAAAUAGAUAUGCAACAGAAAAGUCGUCUAGCCGGCCUCCAAGAGAUUCACAGGUUAUUAUACAUAACCAUGGAGACGAGACGAGGCGUGCAAGUUCAUACCAUUCCUACUCUCAAAGCCCACCUUACGAUUUUCAGUAUGAAGAACGCCGUUACGGGAAAAAUGCACCUGCACUCACCAGAAAGCCCGGCUCAGACCGGGCCGUAUAUGAGGGAAAAUUCUCUAGCUUCUUGAGCCCUAGUCGUUUAAGUGGUGCAAAUGAGGGAUCAUAUCCUAGGGUUUCGGACUAUUCUGUUUCCAGUGGAGGCGAUCCAUUCAGACCUGAUGUGCCUAGUCCCCAGAGAGAAAUUGGGAGCCCGUCUAGUGAUACUUCAAGUCAUUUCUCACGCACUGGUAUCCACAAUCCAGAUGGAAAUAACAUAAACAAUGGAGGAAGGAGAACCACAUCUUCCGGUAGCUUUGGAUCGUUCGACUCCAUGUCUUUCAAGUCUGUAAAUUCUAUCGGCUUGCAAGAAGUUGUCUCUGAACCUGAGCAAUCCUUGGACAUGUUUCAUAACAAAACGCCUUCUUUUCCUUCACCUCAAAAUUCAAUUCCCACCACCUUCAACGGUUUAGACCUCUUUAGUGAACCCUUUGCACCUCAAAAUGUCACCUCUACACCUAAAACUCAUAUUCCGGAGCAGUCUUUGGCUAAUCCUGUUGAUUUAUUCCAACAAUCUUCUAGUCCUUCCGUGGCAACAUUCAGUGAGCUGCAGAAUCUCACAGCUAUACCAAAACAGCAGUCUGUUGCUUAUUCUGGAGGCGAGAAUUCUGAAUUGGUAAUGCCAAACAAUGGAGGAUGGGCAACAUUUGAUGUGCCUCAGAACUCACUGCCUGCGGGAACUGACAAUAACAAUACAAUCCCGUCCUCAAAGCUGUCCCCUGGUGGAAAUAAACAAGGAGUUGUUAACCCUUUUUCACUUGAUCAGAGUUUCUUGAAUCCAGCGUAUCAUGAACCUUCUGCUUCAAUGCCUGCAGUUUGGCGUGAUGGCCUGAAAAAUGUUGAACCUGCCAGAAAUAGCACCCCUUUGUGGAAUGCAUUUGAAGAAUUUCCUGGACAACAGACUAUUGAUGAUGUACCAAAGAAUAGUAAUCAAGCUGCAGUGCCUCAUGUUUCAGAUGCUAAUGAAUCUCAUGGGCUUGGUGUACACAAGGCUUUGGGUAUUGAUGGAAAUGUAAGAACACCAAACGAGGUUGGACCUCCUUCGUCUAGCUUGUCUUCGCAUUUCAAUAUGCCGGUGCAUAAUAUCUCGAUGGUUCCCAUAGUGACUGGAGCUCAUUCACUUGCAACCGGGCUGAAACCUACCAACCCAUUCGAUUUUGACCUUCCAUGUGAUGCUGCCUUGGACUCUAGCUGUAUG
Molecule: messenger RNA, 1752 nt
Organism: Striga hermonthica
Lineage: Eukaryota; Viridiplantae; Streptophyta; Magnoliopsida; Lamiales; Orobanchaceae
Source: the annotation of a GenBank genome assembly